AUAUCAUUCAUAAUGCACGAUUGAUCAUAAAUUCAAUAAAGACACAAGCAGUAUCUUAAUUACAUCGUUCUUAAUUAAAUAUCAUAUAACUGCGAUUUCCAUGAUAAUCUCGUUAUGACGCAAAUUGGAAUAAUUAAUAUUAUUCACAGCUGUGUACAUACUUCGAUACAUAUAUAAAUUGUACCGUACGCAUUAGUCAUUACUGUGCUUCCCGAAGUUUGUCAGGCGCGGUGUGAAAGCAGACCUACCACAAUGAAACAACUGUCGUGUAUCCUGAUCGCAUUGGCGAUCGUAGGUGUUUACGGCGAUGAACCAGACAAGUUAGUAAAUGGAAUACCGGCGAACAUAAACGACUAUCCGCAUUGUAUUUCCAUGAGGAUGAACGGCAACCAUAUGUGCGGUGGUAGCCUAAUUGAUAAGCAAUACGUUCUAACUGCCGCGCAUUGCCUAGUGUCUUUAAAGCAGAACCCCUCUCUAUUGAAAUCUGUGACCGUUUUUACUGGCACGACCUAUCUCAAUUCGGGUGGACAGGCUCAUAAAAUAGCUAAUGUGUGGUACCAUGAAAGUUACGACCCCAACUUCCCUUCGGGUAGAGGACCUUACGAUAUCGGUUUGAUAAAGCUGGCUGCGCCCGUUCAGUUUGGACCAACACAACAGCCAAUUAAACUCCCAACGAGAAAUAUAGCUAAGGAUGAUAGCGUUACAAUUGCAGCAUGGGGUUCUACGGGUUUCAGAAAAGCCAUACACAACAACUUGCAAAAAUUGCACGCGAAAGCCAUGCUUCCAGACUUAUGCCAGCAAUAUCAUAAAAACUCUAUGCCCAUUCACUCAUCGAAUGAAUUCUGUACCCUUAUCACCUACGGAACUGGAUUGUGCAAUGGUGACAGUGGUAGUGGACUGAUUCGUGACACCGACAAUACUAUUGUCGGUCUGGUGUCUGGUGGAAGACCGUGCGCCUUGGGUUAUCCAGAUGUAUACACUAACGUUUACUCUUACAUUUCUUGGAUCAAACAAAAAAUGAAUUCCUACUAACAUUCUUCAUUAUGUAUUGCAUACUCCUAAUAUUUAAUAAAGACUAUUGAGCAAAUGUAUAUCUUUUAUAUUAUUAUUAACUUGCACUAUUUGUAUAGC
Vollenhovia emeryi is the source of this 1131-nucleotide messenger RNA. RefSeq names its product chymotrypsin-1-like. NCBI's taxonomy places the organism in Eukaryota, Metazoa, Arthropoda, Insecta, Hymenoptera, Formicidae. Bases 253 to 1032 code for a protein of 259 amino acids. The transcript is spliced from 4 exons. Gene Ontology annotation, molecular function: serine-type endopeptidase activity. Gene Ontology annotation, biological process: proteolysis. The record is from RefSeq and is a predicted model, not a curated record.